Molecule: messenger RNA, 1926 nt
Organism: Aegilops tauschii subsp. strangulata
Lineage: Eukaryota; Viridiplantae; Streptophyta; Magnoliopsida; Poales; Poaceae
Product: tubby-like F-box protein 3
Molecular function (GO): protein binding
Source: RefSeq, a predicted model, not a curated record
CAGCGCCCCGCCCCGCCCCGCUCCUUUCCUCAUUCAUUCAUCUCUCUCCCUCUCCCAUCUCCCCUCGCCUUCUUCACACAGCGCGCACGCGGCGCAGCCGAGAGAGCACGCGAGGAGGAGAGGUAGCCGGCGCUCGGAGCUCGCAGAGGCUAACCCGGAACCGUCCAGCGGGAGUGGCCUGGCCUGGCCCUGGCGCGUGCCCGUCCUGUGCGUCCGGGAGCUGUGGCGGCGCCGGCUCGGCUGAAUGCGAUAUUUUUUGUUCUCACAGGGACAGCUCGUAGCGGCUGCUUCAGUCAUGCGCUUUCUGGCGGUCUAAUCUUUCCGAGGAGGCGCGGCAGUAUCGUAUGCCUUACUAUCUGGCAUUGGCUGGCUUAGAUGUCGUUUCGUAGCAUAGCUCGUGAUGUUAGGGAUGGUUUCGGUAGCUUGUCGAGACGGAGCUUUGAUGUGACAAUCGCAAGCCUUUACGGUCUUACUGGGCACCACAAGGGGAAGGCUCAGAGCUCACUGGAUGACUUCCUCGAUCCAGCUCCUGUAAUUCAAGAGAGCCGGUGGGCAAGUCUUCCUCCUGAGCUCCUCCAAGAUAUCAUAAGGAGACUGGAGGCUGAUGAGAGUACCUGGCCAUCCAGGAAGCAUGUCGUCUGCUUCGCGGCUGUUUGUAAGACAUGGAGGGAAAUGUGCAAAGAGAUUGUGCUGAGCCCUGAGUUCUCUGGGAAGCUUACGUUCCGAGUCUCUCUAAAGCAGCCUGGUCCUCGAGAUGGAAUGAUUCAAUGUUUUAUAAAGAGGAACAAAUCAAAAUCCACCUAUCAGCUCUACCUGUGCCUUACCAAUGUUGUUACUGCAGAAACUGGCAAGUUCCUCUUAUCUGCUAAACGGAACCGCAAGACAUCUUGCACAGAGUAUGCCAUCUCAAUGGACUCUGCCAACACCUCAAGAUCGAACAGAACCUACAUUGGAAAGCUGAGGUCAAACUUCCUCGGCACAAAGUUUUUAAUCUACGACACGCAGCCCCCGUACAACGGGGCCGUAGUCCCACCUGUUGGAAGGAGCAGCAGAAGGUUCAACUCAACAAGGGUCUCUCCGAAGGUGCCUGCCGUCAGUUACAACAUAGCCCAGGUGACAUACGAGCUGAAUGUUCUUGGCACGAGAGGGCCUAGGCGGAUGCGCUGCAUCAUGCACUCCAUACCGGCCUCCUCGGUCGAGCCCGGCGGCGUCGUCCCCGGCCAGCCGGAGCAGAUCGUGCCUCGAGCCCUGGGGGACUCGUUCCGCAGCAUCACGUCCUUCUCCCAGUCGUUCCGCAGCAGCGCCACCUUCUCCAGGUCCAUCAUGGACCAGUCCAUGGACUUCAACAGCGCGCGCUUCUCCGAGAUCAGCGGCGGCGGGAUGACGGACGGCGACGGCGAGGGCGAGGUCAAGGAGCGGCCGCUGGUGCUCCGCAACAAGCCCCCGAGGUGGCACGAGCAGCUGCAGUGCUGGUGCCUCAACUUCCGCGGCCGCGUGACCAUCGCCUCGGUGAAGAACUUCCAGCUCACCGCCGCGUCGAACCCGCCGCCGGCGGGCGCCCCGACGCCCUCGCAGCCCGGCCCGGUCGACCCGGAGAAGGUCAUCCUGCAGUUUGGGAAGGUCGCGAGGGACAUGUUCACCAUGGACUACCGCUACCCUCUGUCGGCGUUCCAGGCGUUCGCCAUCUGCCUCAGUAGCUUCGACACGAAACUGGCCUGUGAAUAAUUCGUGACACCAAGACCGAAGCGAAAGCGAAGAAGAAGGGGGCGCCGGCGCAGAUGAUCCGACGACGGCGCCCUGGUUCCUUAGGUUGUUGUAGAUCGUGUUCGCGUUUCGCCGUCGUGUUUUUCCUGCUUGUAAUUGUGCUUGCUGCUGUAGUAAUUUGAACCGGACGUAUCAUACAUGAAAAGCAUGUGAUUCUUGGCC